AUUCUGUUCCGUUUAAACGUUGUGUUCCGUUUAUGUUCGAAAUAAUAAAUUUUUUUAUUGAUUAGACUGCCUAAAGAAAAACUGAAAACAUUCUAUUGAUUUAUUGAAUAUUAUGAGUGGGCUCAAAUAUAAAUAAACAAAUGAUACAUUAUUUUUCAUGUUAAGUUUCAGUAACAGAUCUGCUCAGAUUUUUGCUUUUAUUCUUUUAAAAUAAAAAGAUGUCUGAUGAUGAGGAUGAUUACAUGUCUGCUUCAUUUCUAAAUGUGAAAGAAGAUAUUCGUCCAGGUUUGGCAUUUUGCAAAAGUACUAAGAGAAAGUUGGAAAUUGAAAAGAAGCAAACUGCAUCCAAUGAAUUUCACAAAACAAAAUCUCGCAAACAGCUUGAAGAGGAAUCCAGAAACACAGGUAUGGAUUCAGCCAUUAGUUCUAAUAAUAAAGGUUUUGCAAUGCUUCAGAAAAUGGGAUAUAAACCAGGCAUGAAACUAGGGCCACAAAAGGAUACUGCGUCUGACCGUGGUCUGAUGGAACCCAUUCGUAUCAAUAUAAAAAAGGACCGCGGUGGUUUAGGCAGGGACGAAGAAGUUAAAAAGCACAUUGAAAGGAUUAAAGAGAGGCGAGAAAAAUUAAAAGUUUACAAGGAAAAGGAAACUGAAAUUUUAACGAAGGAGUUUCGUCAAAGAAUGAGAGAUGCUAGGACCUAUAAACGUUUAAUGAAGGAUCUACAUAAGUGUCAGAAAAUAUGUGAGCAAUUAGAUAAAGAAAAUGACAUAAAAGAACCAUCAAGAUCUUGGUUUUGGUAUACUUGGGAGGAAGAUGAAGAACUUGAUGAAGAAUGUGAUGAACAAGAGGAAGAAGAUGAGGAAGAUGAUCUUAGUGCAGAGGAAAAAGUUGAAAUAAUUACCGAAUACUUAAGACCUACUUAUUUCUAUUGCUUUUGGUGUUCUAUAAAGUAUAAUGACUUUGAUGACUUGGAACAAAACUGUCCUGGGCCAGAUAAGACUGAUCAUGAUGAUUUAUCAUCUUGAUUUAUUUUAUUUGAUUGUUGUACAUAACAUAUCCAUGGACAUAUUGUGGUUAAUUGAGUGAGAAAAGUUUGUUUUAAAUUCGAUGAAAGAAUAUUAUCUAUUCAUGCAAUGUCACAUGUAUAGACUGAUUGUUUGAUGUGAUAAUUAAAAAAUUGUAAAUAAUAAUAAUAAAAAGUAUAAACAAA
Parasteatoda tepidariorum (common house spider) is the source of this 1210-nucleotide messenger RNA. Its product is annotated as G patch domain-containing protein 11. Gene Ontology annotation, molecular function: nucleic acid binding. The record is from RefSeq and is a predicted model, not a curated record. Lineage: Eukaryota; Metazoa; Arthropoda; Arachnida; Araneae; Theridiidae. Gene Ontology annotation, cellular component: kinetochore.